UGUCUUCUUUUUUGAUCAUCUCGCAUGUCGUUGUGGUUGUGAAGAACAUAGAACAGUCAGCAGCAUAAGCUACCCCACACCCGAUCUGUCCGUCCCGCCUGCCUGAACCAACUGACGUAUCGUCACAAGUCAACAGCAUAACCUAAACAAAACUGCUCGACAACCCAACCAGUGGUCUAUCCUAUCUAAUUUUCGUCUGGUAGGAGCUUCUGCUCCUAUCUAUCGCCAUCAUGAAUCAGUCUCCCAUGCUCUCGUGUCCGCUCAAGCAGACCAACGAGAUUGACUGGGUCCAGCCACUCAAGGAUUAUAUCCGGAGCGCCUACGGUGACGACCCAGACCGAUACCAGGAAGAAUGCGCCACGCUAAAUCGAUUGCGCCAGGAUAUGAGAGGAGCUGGAAAGGAUAGCGCAUCGGGGAGAGACUUGCUAUAUCGAUACUAUGGACAGCUAGAGCUGCUGGAUCUUCGGUUCCCGGUGGAUGAGAAUCAUAUCAAAAUCUCGUUUACUUGGUAUGAUGCUUUUACACAAAAGCCAACGUCCCAGUAUUCUUUGGCAUUCGAAAAAGCGUCUAUAUUAUUUAACAUCUCCGCCGUCCUUUCCUGCCACGCUGCGAAUCAGAAUCGAGCCGAUGACAGCGGAUUGAAGACGGCGUUCCACUCCUUCCAAGCGUCGGCUGGCAUGUUCACGUAUAUCAAUGAGAACUUUCUUCACGCACCUUCAACGGACUUGAGUCGAUCUACGGUCAAGGCUCUUAUCAACAUCAUGCUGGCGCAGGCACAGGAGGUAUUUUUGGAGAAGCAAAUUGCAGACGCCAAGAAGCCGGCUUCUCUUGCCAAAGUCGCCAGUCAGUCCGCGUGGCUAUACUCUCAGGCCGCCGAGACGGUGCAGGAAUAUGUCGGAAAGGGAUUUUUCGAAAAAGUAUGGUCGAUUGUCAUACAGGCCAAGGCAUCACAUAUGGCUUCGAUUGCGAGUUUCCAUCAAGCCCAUGCUGAUUCAGAGAGCGGAUCAUACGGAGUUGCUGUUGCGAGAUUACGUCUAGCGGAGAAAUUAUCUGCAGCAGCGGUAACGUGGGCCAAGUCAUUCCCUUCGUCCGUGCCUGCGAAUUCCAACUUGCUCUCGGAAGACGGGGCUAGUUUGAUGGAGGUGAUAAAGAGACAUCAAGCUGUUGUUCAGGAGGAGGUUGCUACAUUGAUACGAGAUAAUGAUUUUAUUUACCAUCAACCGGUACCUAAUGAAGCAGGCUUGUCGGCUAUUGCGAAACUGGCCGUGGCCAAGGCUAUCCCCGUGAGUGAGCUGUAUCAAGGACAAGAUAUCCAGCGAAUUAUUGGUCCGGAUAUUUUUCAGAAGCUAGUACCAAUGUCUGUCACCGAGUCUGCCAGUUUAUACGAUGAAGAAAAAGCCAAAUUAAUUCGAGCAGAAACGGAGAGGGUUGAGACGGCCAACGGAGAGAUGGUAGCCGGUUUAGACUAUUUGAAACUGCCCGGCAGCUUAAAUAUACUGAAGGGAGGCAUAGACCAGGAAGUCACAGUUGAUGAGGAAUUCCGCAGGUGGUGCGAAGAGAUGGCAGAUCAUCCGGGGUUCCACAAAACACUGGACGAAUUACAAGACAGCAAAGCUAGUAUUAUCGAUUCACUAAGUCAAUGCACGAGGCAGCUGGACAUGGAGGAAAGUGUAUGCGAGAAGAUGCGAUCAAAAUAUGGAGCGGACUGGACUCAACAACCUAGUUCUCGUCUUACAGCGACACUUCGCGGGGAGAUUAGGAGUUUACGAGACACGAUUAACGAGGCCGGGGCAAGUGAUACCCAGUUGAAUGCGACAUUGAAACAAUAUGAAGUGGAUUUCGAUGAAAUGCGGUCAGCGGGGGAGACGGGCGAAGCCGAUGUUUUGUAUCAGCGAGCGAUGAUUAAAGCGGGCGCAAAACAAAAAAUGUCUCGAAACGGACAGGCGAGUCCAUACUCACCUGGUGGUGAGGGGUCCUUGCUCGAUGAUGUAGAUGAUGAAGGCAAAUUAUCGGUUGCGGAGCAGAUUGCAAAGGUGGAGGAAUUACUGAAGAAGUUGAAUCUCGUCAAACGUGAGCGUGCGCAGGUUUUGAAGGAUUUGAAAGAGAAGGUCCAUGAAGAUGAUAUAUCGAAUGUACUCAUCCUCAACAAGAAGUCUCUGGGAAAUGGACAGGAACAGCAGUUAUUCCAAGCAGAAUUGGAAAAGUUUAGACCAUAUCAGAACCGGAUUAUCAAAUCAAAUCACACACAGGGGUCAUUGAUGAAAGAACUUACAAGGACGUACGGUGAUCUUUUGCAGGAUAAACGAGUUCGAUCUGAGCAGUCCAAGUACGAGACCAUAACUCGACAGCGAAAUACGGUCAUGGCACGAUACAAGAAAAUCUACACUGCAUUCCGCGAUUUGGUCUCUGGAGUCUCGCAAGCAACCAAGUUUUAUGGAGAAAUGCAAGAUACUGUAGAGAACCUGCGGAAAAACGUCGACACAUUCGUCAACAACCGUCGCUCAGAAGGAGCACAGUUACUCAGCCAGAUCGAGCAGGACAGGAACAACAAUGCUUCAGGACAAGAGGAUCGAGAACGAGAGAAACUGAGACAAUUGAUGGAGCGAUUAUCGACCGAACCAACACCUGCUCCAAGGAACACAUCACCAACCAAACAAUCCCGACCCCAACCUCCGGUUAAGGUCAGUAGCAGCAGCGGCACAAAUUCAUCGUCAUCACCACACUAUCCCCAAGCAACACCUGUGGCACCUCCACCAUCCCAGUCACCAGCGCCAAAUCCAUAUGGUCCAUACGCCCCAAAUACAAUGGCGGGGUACUACGGAGCAACACCGAUAUCAGCCUUUCAGCAGGGAGCUGCUACACCUCUUUCAAGUAGUUACAACCCAAUGGCAUAUCCAUACCAGACACCAGUCUCCCCACCUCCCAACCAAUCCACUUUAUACUAUCACCAACAACACCCACACCCGGGAACAUCAACAACACCAGUACCUUUACCCGGCGUAUAUCCAGGAUACCCAUCAGCGGGUGGUCCUGCUCCCCCUCCACCGUCACAUACACCUCAAUUCAUUCCGCCUGGUUAUAUACCCCCUCCACCACCACCACGACCAGCAGAAACUCAAUACCCUCCUUCGACGGGGGGAGCAUAUCCUUCUGGUCCAGGAGGGUAUGCGCAAAGUCGACCUCCUUAUGUUUCACAUCAACCACAACAACAUCAACAUAAAGGAUCGCAGUCACAAACAUCACCUAAUAAUGAUCCGUGGGCGGGGUUGAACUCUUGGAAAUGAUCUUCUUCUCAACUUUUUUUAAUCAAGAGCAUGCCCUUUCUUUCCCUUCAGUCAAGUUGCGUCUGGUUUUCUUAGAAUAGUUUGAAUAUCUAUUUUAGUCCUGUCAUCUGAGAAUCCUACUUCGUAACUUCCUUUAUGUA
Molecule: messenger RNA, 3424 nt
Organism: Talaromyces stipitatus ATCC 10500
Lineage: Eukaryota; Fungi; Ascomycota; Eurotiomycetes; Eurotiales; Trichocomaceae
Product: signal transduction protein BroA, putative
Exons: 3
Coding region: 231-3284 (1017 amino acids)
Biological process (GO): protein transport to vacuole involved in ubiquitin-dependent protein catabolic process via the multivesicular body sorting pathway
Cellular component (GO): endosome
Molecular function (GO): protein binding
Source: RefSeq, a predicted model, not a curated record